CAAUUGAAAGCAAAGAUUUGUGAGCUGUCUUUAGUUUCCCACGUAGAUAAAGUUCUAAAUGUAAAAGAUAGUGGAUUAAAUAUAACCGAAUCCCUUCAGCUUGAUCCUGCCGUACACUUAAAAGAGACCAUAUCAAGUGAUAAUUCUGAUGCAGGAUGUCAGAGGAAAUCCUUAUUAUCUCCUAGCAUUUCCAGUGUUGUUAAUUCAACAGAGCAUCCUUCCUUUACAGUCUCUUUUAAAUUGAUGGAGGACAAAGAUUUAUCCUGUAUAGGAAAUGAAACUGACUGUUCUCCAUUAAAAAAUGAACAAACAAUUCCAUGCAGUAGUAAUAUUGUGGAGAUUUCAGCCACCAAAGAAAGCAGCUUGUUUUUAACGGACAACAUUGAAAGAGUAGAACCUGGUUCAGAUGGAAAUGGACCAGAAUCCUUUACUUGUUCACAGGAUGUUUCUCAAAAACAGAAAGCAUGUAUUCAUGAGAACAUUUUGGAAUUUCAAAGCCAUUCAGGCUCUCAAACCAUUGAAAUAAACACUGUAAACAAGACAGAUGCAAAGACUGAGAGUCAUAUGUCUGAUAAUAUUGCUCAUGGAGCAAAUGACUGUCAAAUCCAAAGCAGAAAUAAGACUAGUGAGAUAUUAAUUAUGAAUGCCUCACCCAUAAACCCAAGGAAUUCGGUUGAAUCAGAUGACAAGAGUGACAAUAGUGAUAAUGAAGUUGCUGUUCCAGAGAGCAAUAAUAGUGAACAGUUAUUUUGUGGCAAGUUCGUCAAAUCUAGUGAACACAUACAUGGUCCUAUGGAAGAAAUGCUAAGUGAAGGUCCUUCUCGAGAAGUUGUAGAGUUACCUCAAAAUAUGUUAGCUGAACGUAACCCUUCUUCCGGUGAGUUAAAAAGUGGAACCAAAGACCUAGAGACUGCUUCUCUUGAUGCUUCACAUCAACUUCCAUGCCCUGUGUCUGCUAUCUCCUCCUUUUGGAAUGAAAUGGAGAAACUAACCAUCAGUGAUGUAUUGCGUCUGCGGUUGAUCAGUAAUGCCCAUCACCUCAGCAUUUUGAACCAGGCAGAGGAUGGUAGCAUACUGGACAUUACAGAUGCUGCAGACUCAGGCUACUUUACACAACUUAAUGACUCUAAGUCCGACCGCUUAACUGGAGACAUAUCCUACAUAUCUGAUCUGGAUGAAGACCCUGCACAACUUCAAACCCCAUUUCCUUCCAAGCAAGAGGAUGAAUCAACUGAGUUUCCUAGCUCUUGUGGGGUGAUGUGGGAGAAUGAUCCAGAUCCAGUGGUGGUGGAUGACGGAAUGGUGCACAUAAGUGCUGAAACAACUCUUCCUCAACAUCCCUACAUGGCUAAUGCUCAACACUGCUUCAGAAGAAUGAGUAAGAACAUGUCUGUGCAGAACCUGCAAAUUCUAGACACUCAACCAAUCAGGCAAAUCCUGAGGAAUGCCUCAAUGCAUUCAAUCCAUUCAGAGGUAGAAGAUGAUUUUAUGGAUCCUUUCUACCAUGUGAACACUUCAGGUUCAAAGAUCUUUUCUGAUGACGAAGAAGAAAUAGAGAGCAGUGGUAUAACUUUUUCUGAAAUAAUCCAGUAUUUCUUUGGUGAGGAUGAACCUGAAAAAUGUGUGCCUCGUGCAGACAACAUAGCUGCUUCAUACCUUGGUGAAACAGGCACCUCUUUGCCUGAGACGUAUGACCAUUUCUUCUCCGAGUUUGAUGCUGGGAGUUUUGUUUUUCCAAUUGUGGAAGAGUCAGGUGGUGAUAAAUUAGUUCCCAUACUUUCCUGCUCCCACUCAGCUAACAGAAUCCUUCAUUUCCCAGAGGCAUAUGACUAUUUCUUCCCCGAUUCCCCUGGGAAUUCAGAUGAAGAUGAUGACAGUGACAAUGCAGCAAUCAAGGUAGUGACACGGAAUGACUAUAAGCCUCCCAACCAUGAUCCUGUUGACAAGUACGAGCACUUCUUUUCUGAAGAUGAGAGCGACUUCUUCUGGACAAACCCUCUGUCUCUUAGAAAAGUUUGUCGCACAGGUUUUACCAUGCCUGAAGAGGAGACAUGUUCUGGGGAGCUUGUCUCUGUGGAGACAUUUCCCAAAGGAAUCAUUCAACCUAUUAAUGCUAUGAGCCCUGAUGGGAACCCUUUCCCAGAUACUUUGCUUCUCAACCUGGAGAACCGCGUCUUUCAGCAGCUGGCUGAACAACAGAAGAAGUGUAUGGAGAUGCAAACAGUUGUUGCUGAUCCAAGGCUGGAUGCUCCAUUCUUGCCUCUUAAACAGGCAGACAUGUGCUUGGUUUGUAUUGCUGUUGCCUCGUGGGUGCUGAAAUCAACUGGUUCAGGAGCAGACACCUGGAAAGCUGCUCUUCUCGCAAACGUCAGUGCACUCUCUGCCAUACGAUAUCUGCGCAGACACAAGAGGGAGGAGGUCUCUGGAAAAACUCCUUUGCGUCAGAUAGCGCCAGCAUAACUCCAUAGCACCGCCACGGCCCCCAGAUCUGAUUUCAGUCACACUGCCAUGAUACUAAUCCAAAAGGGUGAUGGUGAAUGUCAAACAUGUGCAUGCAUGACUUUUUCCAUCUUUCUCAGUACAUAUUAUUAUGAUUAACACUCUGAUGUGUGUUUAUUGCUGAUGAACCAGAUUUAAAAAAGCAAUGUAGUUUGAUUAUGAAAUGACCAAAGCUUUAUCUGAUUCUGAGAUGAGUGGAUUCACUGUUCACAUCGAAUUCUGUUGUGGAUUGUGAUGAGGGCAGCAGUAUGUAAUAUUUGAUAAUGAGAUGAUUAUGGAGGUGUUAUGAUGAAGAUAGACAUGUGUGUCUCAAUAAGUGUACCUGUGGAGAGAUUCAAACGGAAGAACUAAGAAUAUGUACAAAUAGGCGGUUUGUUGUAAUACUAUUGGGAUAUUUUUACUGGGCCAAAUUAUUUUGGUGUAUUUAUAGAUCAUCUAAGUAUAAAAUCAGAUACCCAUGUGAUGAUGCCUCUUCGGAUCUGAAAACAGUGUUUAAAUUUCUUUAAAUUUCAGUCAUAUGGUGAUCCCAGUUUAAAAUAUAACUUAGGAUAAAUAUAUCUGAUUUAAUUUAAUUAAAAUGAUGGAACUGGUGUUUUAUUUGUCAAUAUACCUGUAUGUCAAUAGUAAUGCUUAUUUUGGCCACUAGAGGGGACUAAACAGCCAAUUGUAUUAUGAUUGUGCCAGUCUACGGUAAGAAACCUAAACCACAGAGACAUGUAACGAGUUCUUCUAAAUGUUACCAGCAGAUGGCAACAGAAGACAGCGGUUAAAGUCACAGUAAAGAAGGCGCGGGAAGAUCCCUGACGUUCAUAAUUCAAAUGCAUAAUUUCCAACACAUUGUUGAAUGUUCCCUUUCCCAACGUUUGUAUAGCAUUUGUCACCGUUCAGCUGUACUAAAUUGAAUGUAGGGUAAGAUGACCCAACUUUUUCUCUUGACCAUAGAUGGCAAAAAAUGCACUAAUGCAUGACUACGAUAUUUUUCUAAUUUUGUGUCUUUGGAAAAUAGUGAUUUCUGAUAAGGGAUCU
Messenger RNA from Carassius carassius (crucian carp), 3525 nucleotides. RefSeq lists its product as uncharacterized. The transcript has 3 exons. Gene Ontology annotation, biological process: response to muscle activity; regulation of DNA-templated transcription. Lineage: Eukaryota; Metazoa; Chordata; Actinopteri; Cypriniformes; Cyprinidae. The record is from RefSeq and is a predicted model, not a curated record. The coding region runs from base 244 to 2460 and encodes 738 amino acids. Gene Ontology annotation, cellular component: nucleus; cytoplasm.